CACGGUUGUCUUUUUAUCGGCAGCAGCAUAUCUUGGCUACCAAGCUUUUUUGACAUUUGUUGGAAGCAAAAGAACAUCAGUGUAUGACUUGAUCAAAAAUCCAAAGUAUAACUUGAAGACAGUAGAAGCACCAAAGCUAGCAGGCAAAUUAUUCUUAUUUUUUGUAAAUUUAGUUGAAUUUUCACCAGUUGGCGAUUUUUUGGUGCCAAUAAUUCUCAAAUCAUCUGGUUUUUCAAUCCUUGAAGAAAUUUCUGUCUAUAACGCUCCUGCUUUGGAUCCCAUUCCAAUGAGAAACGAAGAAGAACAUUUUAAUGAUUUAAAGCAUUUCGAAGAAAAUGGUAAAUUAUCCUGCAUGGAAAUCCAAAAGAAAGAAAUUGCUAGAAUCAUUGAUGAAUACUUUGCUUCUGACAUGUCAAAGGAAAAUUAUGUUUACAAUACCAUUGCUUAUAUUCACAAGUUAUAUAAGGAAAAGAAAACAACUCCUCUCCAAGUUGCUAAAAAUAUUCUAAAGGCAAUUAAAGAGAUUGAUGAACAAAAUCCAUCCUUAAAAGCUGUUAUCAAAUAUGAUGAAAGUUUACUUUUGAAACAAGCUGAAGAAUCCACUAAAAGAUAUGAAGAAGGAAAGGAAAUUUCUGUAUUUGAUGGUGUUCCUGUAACAAUCAAGGAUGAACUUGACCUUGCAGGUUUCACUUCAACCAAAGGAAUGAAAGUUACAGAAUACACAGAACAUGUAAUUACUGAAGACGAAGAAUCCAAUGUUUCAAAAUCUUUACGUGCACUUGGUGUCAUGUUCGUUGGUAAGGCCAACCAAAAUGAAAUUGGUAUUUGUGCUCGUGGUAUCAAUGUAAACUUUGGCUCAGCAAGAAAUCCGUACAACCUCCAAUGUGAUACUGGUGGUAGCAGUAGUGGUUCAGGUGCUGGUGUUGGUAGUGGUUUGAUUCCAUUGAGUAUUGGUACGGAUGGUGGUGGUAGUGUUAGAAUCCCUUCUUCUUUGUGUGGCGUUUAUGGAUUAAAGCCAACUCAUUACAGAAUUUCAACCAAGCAAAAGAGUGCCCCUGUUGCUUUUAGUACUUGUGUCGCUGGACCAAUGACUGGAUCUGCUAUUGAUUUGACAUUGAGUUUUGCUGCAGUUGCUGGCAGAAGAAGCAAUGAUUUGAAAUCUCUUACUCAACCAAGGGAUUUAAGAUUGAACGAGAUUAGACUUAUGGAUCCAGAUUAUUAUAAUCUAAAUGAAAGAAAAAUUGGAAUUCAUAACGACUAUUUUAAUGACGUAAAAGAUAAUAGAAUUCCAAAACUUUGUAGAGACUUUAUUGAGAAGGUAUUUUGUAAGAUUUAUAAUGCUCAAAUAGAUGACUCUAUUGUAAUCCCAUUAUUGGAGCCUUCGAGGGUAUCCCACUUGGUUACUAUUGCCGGUGAAAUGAGAAAUGGUAUGAAAGAUUAUGGAUAUUAUGAAUAUGAUAAGAGAUCCAAGCUUUGUCCAGAAACUAGAAUGUCUCUUUUAUCUCAAAAAUACGCCUCCUCAUCCGAUUACAUUACAGCUCAAAGAGUUAGAUCUCACCAAAUGGACGAAUUUGCAAAACUCUUCGAAAAGGUUGAUGUUAUUGCAUUGCCCACAGUUGGAUGUGUUGCACCUGAAUUUGAUGAAAGUCAAGUUAAGAAAGGAGGAUUGGGUGUCAGCGAUUAUGAUGUACUCUCAAGUAUCAUGAAAUUCAUUUUCACUUCCAAUUUUUGUGGAUUCCCUUCAGUUUCAAUUCCUAUUGGUUUUAUUGAUAACAAACCAGUUGGCUUGCAACUCAUGGCCAAAUGGUGGGAUGAAGUCACCCUUUUGAAAUUUUGUUUACUCGCUGAAAAAUACACUGAGAAGAAGAAACCACAAAAAUUUAUUGAUAUCACAUCCCAAUAAAAAUAAAAAAGUUCCCUCAUUUGUGUG
This is a messenger RNA of Naegleria gruberi, 1930 nucleotides long. RefSeq lists its product as uncharacterized. Gene Ontology annotation, molecular function: catalytic activity. NCBI's taxonomy places the organism in Eukaryota, Heterolobosea, Eutetramitea, Acrasida, Naegleriidae. The record is from RefSeq and is a predicted model, not a curated record. Bases 287 to 1903 code for a protein of 538 amino acids. The transcript has 4 exons.